Molecule: messenger RNA, 1542 nt
Organism: Toxotes jaculatrix (banded archerfish)
Lineage: Eukaryota; Metazoa; Chordata; Actinopteri; Toxotidae
Gene: lhx9
Product: LIM homeobox 9
Exons: 5
Coding region: 1-1200 (399 amino acids)
Biological process (GO): neuron differentiation; regulation of transcription by RNA polymerase II
Cellular component (GO): nucleus
Molecular function (GO): DNA-binding transcription factor activity, RNA polymerase II-specific; RNA polymerase II transcription regulatory region sequence-specific DNA binding
Source: RefSeq, a predicted model, not a curated record
AUGGAAGUUGUGGGCUGCAAGACAGAGGCAGGCAGUUGCACGUUGCGUCCAGGACCGGGAGCCAUGCUUUUCCACGGGAUCUCCGGGGAUCACAUCCAAGGCAUCAUGGAGGAGAUGGAGAGAAGGUCGAAAACGGAGUCGCGCCUGGCGAAGGGCAUGCAACUCAACGGGAGAGAGUCGACCAUGCCUUCUAUGAGCCCGGAGAAGCCUGCUCUGUGCGCCGGCUGUGGCGGCAAGAUUUCGGAUAGAUACUACCUCCUGGCCGUGGACAAACAGUGGCACCUGCGGUGUCUCAAAUGCUGUGAAUGUAAACUAGCGCUGGAGUCGGAGCUAACGUGUUUUGCCAAGGAUGGGAGUAUCUAUUGCAAAGAGGAUUACUACAGAAGGUUCUCCGUGCAGAGGUGCGCGCGCUGCCACCUCGGGAUAUCGGCCUCGGAGAUGGUGAUGCGAGCUCGCGACUCCGUGUACCACCUGAGCUGCUUCACGUGCACCACUUGCAACAAGACGCUGACCACGGGCGACCACUUCGGCAUGAAGGACAGCCUGGUGUACUGCCGGCUCCACUUCGAGACGCUGGUGCAGGGACCGGAAUACCACCCCCAGCUCAACUUUGCCGAGCUGGCAGCCAAGGGCGGCGGCCUCACCCUACCUUAUUUCAACGGCACCGGUACGGCACAGAAGGGAAGGCCGCGCAAGAGGAAGAGCCCGGCGAUGGGGAUAGAUAUACCCAGCUACAACACAGGCUGUAACGAGAAUGACACCGAUCACUUGGACCGGGACCAGCAGGCCUACCCUCCAACACAGAAGACCAAACGCAUGCGGACCUCCUUCAAACACCAUCAGCUGCGGACAAUGAAAUCCUACUUUGCCAUCAACCACAACCCCGAUGCCAAGGACUUAAAGCAGCUGGCCCAGAAAACGGGCCUCACUAAGAGAGUUCUACAGGUUUGGUUCCAAAACGCAAGAGCCAAAUUCAGAAGGAACGUUUUGCGACAGGAGAAUGGAGGUGUUGAUAAGGCUGAUGGCACCUCACUCCCUCCACCCUCAUCCGACAGUGGGGCCCUGACCCCCCCCUCCAGCGCGGCCACACUAACAGACCUGACAAACCCCUCUAUCACUGUAGUGACCUCCGUCACCUCUAGUUUGGACAGCCAUGAUUCGGGGAGCCCUUCGCAAACUACCUUGACAAACCUUUUCUAACAAGCUAUCUCUAGCAGACUGAUUUUUUUUUUAUUUUAUCUGAUUUUUAUUUGUUUUGUUUUGUUUUUAUUUUUAUUUUUAUUUUUAUUUUAAUUUUAUUUUAUUUCCUCAAUUUACAUUUUAUUUUUUUAAGUGACACCUUUAAAUCAACCAGAGACAGCUCCUUGGAACAGAAAGUGCUGUACUGUGUACACAAACAAGAACAACAAGAGCAAGAACAGCAGCGACCACAUUAAAACACAAGGAAAUCAUUUUAAUGUGUAGCAUUUGAAACCGCAUGGCAGCCGUGUCUGUAGUUGACUUACAGUAUGCAGAAACUGAUUUUGGACAGGACAUUUUGAA